Molecule: messenger RNA, 2098 nt
Organism: Erinaceus europaeus (western European hedgehog)
Lineage: Eukaryota; Metazoa; Chordata; Mammalia; Eulipotyphla; Erinaceidae
Gene: FGG
Product: fibrinogen gamma chain
Exons: 9
Coding region: 51-1427 (458 amino acids)
Biological process (GO): blood coagulation; protein polymerization; platelet activation
Cellular component (GO): fibrinogen complex
Molecular function (GO): signaling receptor binding
Source: RefSeq, a predicted model, not a curated record
AUUUACAUAAAGGGACCUUGGGAGUUGGAGAAGCACAGUGUUGGCAUUACAUGGCUUGGAGCACCGGGCACCUCAGCAUCAUGAGUUGGUCCUUGCACCCCCGGAGUUUAAUUCUGCUCUUCUACACUUUCCUACUGUUGUCUCCAACAUGCCGGGCAUAUAUUGCUACCAGGGACAACUGCUGCAUCUUAGAUGAAAGAUUUGGUAGUUACUGCCCAACUACUUGUGGCAUUGCAGAUUUCCUGGUCAAUUACCAAAACAAAGCAGACAAGGAUCUGAAGACUAUGGAAGACCUCUUCCACGAUAUUGAAAACAAUACCUUAGAAGCUAGAGAACUGGUCAAAGCGAUCCAAAUCUCUUACGAUCCCGAUCCCGGAGCUCCAGCCAAACCCCAUCGGAUAGAGAGUGCCACUCGAGACUCCAAGAAGAUGAUGGAAGAGAUCAUAAAAUAUGAAGCACUGGUUAUAACACACCAAUCAACUAUCCGCUUUUUGCAGGAUAUUUAUAAUUCAAACAACCAGAAGAUUAUUAACCUGAAACAGAAGGUAGCCCAGCUUGAAGCAGGGUGCCAGGAACCUUGCAAAGACACGGUGCAAAUACAGUCUACAACUGGGAAAGAUUGCCAAGACAUUGCCAAUAAGGGAGCCAAACAGAGUGGGCUUUACUUUAUCAAACCACUGAAAGCUAAGCAGCAGUUCUUAGUCUACUGUGAAAUCGACAGCUCUGGAAAUGGAUGGACUGUGCUUCAGAAGAGGCUUGAUGGCAGUUUGGAUUUCAAGAAAAAUUGGAUCCAGUAUAAAGAAGGAUUUGGACAUCUGUCUCCUACUGGCAACACAGAAUUUUGGUUGGGAAAUGAAAAGAUUCACUUAAUAAGCACACAGUCAGCCAUCCCAUAUGCAUUAAGAGUGGAGCUGGAGGAUUGGAAUGGCAAAACCAGUACUGCUGACUAUGCCAUGUUCAAGGUGGGACCCGAGGCUGACAAGUAUCGCCUGACUUAUGCCUACUUUCUCGGUGGAGAGGCUGGGGAUGCCUUCGAUGGCUUUGAUUUUGGUGAUGAUGCUAGUGACAAGUUCUUCACAUCCCACAACGGCAUGCAGUUCAGUACCUGGGACAAUGACAAUGAUAAGUUUGAAGGCAACUGUGCUGAACAGGAUGGAUCUGGUUGGUGGAUGAACAAGUGUCAUGCUGGCCAUCUCAAUGGAGUCUACUACCAAGGUGGCACUUACUCAAAAGCAUCUACUCCUAAUGGCUAUGAUAACGGCAUUAUUUGGGCCACUUGGAAGUCCCGGUGGUAUUCAAUGAAGAAGACCACUAUGAAGAUCAUCCCAUUAAACAGACUUUCCAUAGGAGAAGGGCAGCAACACCAUCUUGGGGGAGCCAAACAGGUCCGACCAGAGCACCAAGUUGAUAUAGAAUAUGAUGAGUAGACAUAACCCUGAAAAUUGUUUAAUGAAAUUAACCCAAAGGGUUCAGAGAAACUUCUCUGCAAGUUUCUUCCUGUUUUCCCUUAAUGUAUUUAUUCAUUUUAAGUCUUUUGUAAAACUUAAUUAGCCUUAAACUGAAAUUAAAAUCCAUUUUGGACCAUGUUCUAAAAUAACUGACAUUAGAGUUAUUUAAAUUUGGUGACACAGUAUUUCUACUUAGCUCCUAAAUAUUUGAUAAAACCAACAUCAUGUUUCUCACUUUAAUGAUCACCCAAUUUUGCUUUGGAGAUUAUUAAUACUCUCAAAUAUUUUAGCACAUAACAGUAAAAUAAGAGUAAACUCUAGCAUCACCAAUAAAUACUCAAAUAUUUUGCCCAUGUUAUUACUACUAAAUGCUUUGUAAAUUGAGAGAAUUAUACGUGUUUAAUAUAUUUUUUGUUUUGGUCAUAGGCUGGAGACGUUUAACAGGCCAUUUCAAAAGUGAUUUCCUUUUUUUAAAAGGACUUUAUCUGAACAGAGAAAUAUAAUAUUUCUCCUGUGGGACAAUGGACUUGCAAAACCUCACUUCAUUUUAAGAGUAAAAAGAACCCAUGUUGUAAACUCCACCAACAGUUUUAUACUGGUGAUAAUUUAUCUACCUGCCAUUUCAAUAAACAUUUUAUUUCCUAAGACUA